Molecule: messenger RNA, 2254 nt
Organism: Hirundo rustica (Barn swallow)
Lineage: Eukaryota; Metazoa; Chordata; Aves; Passeriformes; Hirundinidae
Gene: FMOD
Product: fibromodulin
Exons: 3
Coding region: 145-1293 (382 amino acids)
Molecular function (GO): protein binding
Source: RefSeq, a predicted model, not a curated record
CCCGCCAGCGCAGGAUUUGCUCCGGGAUCUGGGGCGGGCACCCGGCGCUGCGGCUCGGGAGCCACCCUCCCAUGCUGCCGGUGCCACGGCACAGCCCGCAGCAGCCUUCGCACGGGAGGAGCGCGCCUCGGUCCCUCCAGCGCCAUGCCUUGGGCCACCACCCUCACGCUCAUCCUGGCCGGGCUCUGCGCGUCCUCCCUGGGCCAGUACAACGAGGAGGAGGACCUGGCGUGGCUCCAGUACUACCUGCGGCAGUCCCGCGUCUCCUCCUACAACUACGUGCCCUACUACGAGGAGGAGAGCCCCGCGUACGCCUACUCCUACCCCUCUGCCACCGACACCGAGCCCGAGCCCGAGCCCGAGCCGCAGCAGGCCACGCCCUGGCGGUGUCCCCAGGAGUGUGACUGUCCCCCCAACUUCUCCUCGGCCAUGUACUGCGACACCCGCAACCUGCGGUACCUCCCGUUCGUGCCGUCGCGCAUGAAGUACGUCUACUUCCAGAACAACCUCAUCACCUCCAUCCAGGAGGGAGCCUUCGACAACGCCACGGAGCUGGAGUGGCUGGCGCUGCACAACAACCAGAUCGGCAGCGAGAAGAUGGGCAGGAGGGUUUUCGGGAAGCUGCGGCGCCUGGAGAGGCUCUACAUGAACAACAACAACCUGACCAGGCUGCCCAGCCCGCUGCCGCGCUCCCUGCGCGAGCUCCACCUCUCCUACAACCACAUCUCCAAGGUGCCUUCCAACGCCCUGGAGGGGCUGGAGAACCUCACGGCGCUCUACCUCAGCCACAACUUCAUCUUCGAGAUGGGCGCGUCCCUCAAGGGGCUCAAGUCGUUGAUCCUGGCCGACCUGAGCUACAACAACCUCCGGAAGGUGCCGGACGGGCUCCCGGCGUCCCUGGAGCAGCUCUACCUGGAGUACAACUACAUCAACGCCAUCCCCGACGAUUACUUCCAGGUGUCCCCCCGGCUGCUCUACGUGAGGAUGUCCCACAACAGCCUGACCAACCAGGGGCUCUCCAGCAGCACCUUCAACAGCAGCAGCAUCCUGGAGCUGGACCUCUCCUACAACCGGCUCCAGAAGAUCCCGCGGGUCAGCACCAACCUGGAGAACCUCUACCUGCAGGGGAACCAGAUCAACGAGUUCUCCAUCAGCAGUUUCUGCUCCGUGGUGGAUGUCAUGAACUACUCCCGGCUCCAGGUGCUGCGGCUCGACGGCAACGAGAUCAAGCGGAACGCGGUGCCCCCGGACGCGCCGCUGUGCCUGCGCCGGGCCACCGUCAUCGAGAUCUGAGCCGGGCCUGCCGCCCUCAGGACUUGUGUCCCCGCUCCCAGGGAGUCCCCUCGCUCCCGCUUUCCCAUCCCACUCGGCUUUGCAGCAGUGCAAUCCCAGGGCACAGGGCACGCUCCCACGUGCGCCCGGUGUGCCCUGAAUUCUCCUUCUGCGCCCAGAUCGCAGCUCUGAUCCCUCUCUGACCCCCCCACAAAGGCCGUGCCCGUCGUCACCUCCUCCCCGGCCUGGGGAGGGACACAGCAGGGAUGGGGCUCAUCCCACCUUGGAAAUCGGGAAAUCCCCAUCCCAAUCCCCAACCGGAUCUGAACCCCCUGGGCUCAGCUGGAAGGAGCAUCCAAGGGGUUGGGAGCUGCAGGAGCCAAGGGUUAAAGAUCUCCAGGCUGGAGGAUCCCCCAGUGUGGGAUGGGGAGCAGCAAACCCGCCCCUUCCCUUUCUUUUUUCCCCCCUUUUCCAUCAACCUGCUCCAGAGUUACUGGAGAGAAGCCCCAAAGGAGAGAAACCCACCCUGGGUUCCGAGGGAAACCCCCGAGGAACAGCCUGGGCAUGGGAGGGGCCCCACCUCUUCCUCCUGACCCCCUGGAUCCAGGCAGGAUGGGGAAAAUCCUGGCGCUGUCACCCCCCUGGAGCUGCCACCCCUGGCGUUGUCACCCCCAGCUCCCUGAGCUCCCUCCCUGCCCAGGCCCCCGGGGCAUCCCGAUUAAAGCCCCCAAAAUGAAUCCCAGAGCCACGCUGGAAUUCCCUACAGACCCCGAAUUCCCCAUCUCGGGCCCUGGGCCGGCUGAGUUUGAGGGCAGAAGGGGCAGCUGAGCUUUGGGGUGACCUGUCCAGGGGUCACCCGCGCCCUCCGCCUUGAUCCCGCAUGCAAAGAGCAUUAACAAAAAACCCCAAGUCCCAUCAUUUCACCAGCAUGAGCUGUAAACCCCAAACGCAGCAAUAAAACCCUUCCGGUACCCGCACCCAG